Molecule: messenger RNA, 1701 nt
Organism: Dovyalis caffra
Lineage: Eukaryota; Viridiplantae; Streptophyta; Magnoliopsida; Malpighiales; Salicaceae
Source: the annotation of a GenBank genome assembly
AUGGAGUUUUUCACCAAAACAAAGGCAAUUAAACUCCGGAGUCACCUUGAUAAGUACUUGAUCGCUGACGAAGACCAAGAAACCGUUCGUCAAACAAGACGUGGCUCAUCACGCAAAGCUGCCAGAUGGUUUGUGGAGUUAGUCGAUGAAAAGAGCGAUGUUAUUCGUCUCAAAAGCUGCUAUGGCAGAUACCUCACAGCCUCUGACAUGCCCUUUUUAUUAGGCAUGACAGGGAAGAAAGUAAUCCAAACAGGACUGCCUGAAAAUAUUUCAGACAACUGGAAGCUGGAGUGGGAGCCUAUAAGAGAUGGGUUUCAGGUUAAACUUAAAAGCUGGUGUGGCAAGUUCUUGCGAGCUAACGGAGGGACACCGCCGUGGAGAAACUCGAUUACUCACGAUGAGCCUCACACUGGUUCGACGAGAAAGUGGAUUCUUUGGGAUAUCGAGGAAGUACAAGUGCUUGAAAACGACUCCUUAGUGGAUUACUUGUCUUCUAUGUCGAGCUUUUCUACAGUGUCCGGUGAUGUUCUUGAAGCUAUUUCGGACGAUUAUAAAGGAUCGGAAGCCGGGUCUCCGCUAUCGGCUGUAUCGUCUGGGAGGACUCGGAGAUUGACCUUGAUAAAGUCAAUGUCUCCAAGAUUGCUUUUGUCCCCAAAUAAGAAGGAAGCUUCAGGUGAAAUGCCAAUCCAGGGGAGAGAUUACAGCACCCGGUCAAACAAGUCGACUAAUCCGGACUGCUACUACAAUCUAUUCUCGCCCACCAACUCCAACAAGUUCCGGUCAGGGAUGGAUUUCUUUCACAGAGCAAAAGCCGUCCGUCUCCGCAGCCACCAUGACAAGUAUCUCCUCGCAGAGGAUGAUGAGGAGUCCGUGACCCAAGACCGGAACGGAUCCUCCAAGACCGCCAAAUGGACUGUUGAACCGGUACCUGGAUCCGACUUCAUCAUCCGCCUCAAGUCCUGCUAUGGUAAAUACCUUACUGCCUCUAAUCAGCCUUUUCUUUUGGGCAUGACGGGUCGCAAGGUUCUUCAGACUCUCCCCAGACGCCUUGACUCGUCCGUGGAGUGGGAACCCGUUAGAGAAGGGGGUCAGAUGAAGCUCAAGACCCGGUAUGGGAACUUCUUGAGAGCCAAUGGGGGGUUGCCACCUUGGAGAAACUCGGUUACUCAUGAUAUUCCUCAUAGGACUUCUACACAAGAAUGGAUCCUCUGGGAUGUUGAUGUUGUGGAGAUUCAAGUACUUCAGUCUCCUACUGGCCCUGCUCCUAAUCAUGAUCUAAACAAAAUCGUGUCUCAUUCUGAUUCUUUGGAUUUCGAGUCCAGCUCUCCAUCUUCUAUCUCUAUCAAAUCAGGAAACUAUUCAAGACAGGAGUCGAGUGAUUCUAAUGUGAGUUCGCCGCGGAAAUCAAAGGGUAGGACAUUAUACUACCAUGUGGCUGAUGAGAGUGGUGAGGUUGAUGAUGAUGCAACGGUGGGUUACUCUUUGAAUUUUAAGGGAAAUGGGGUUGAUGAGUUGACUCAAAAAUUGAAGGAAGAUACGGGUCUUGAGGAUAUUGUUGUGUGUACUCGCAGUCCUUUGAAUGGAAAGCUUUAUCCACUUCGAUUGCAGCUUCCUCCAAACAAUGCAGACAUGCAUGUUAUUGUAGUUCAGUCAUCCUCCAACGCGGCCAGGGAUUUUGCAAAACAAGGAGUCCCUUUAUGA